ACUCGGCUGUGAAAUGCAGGCAAUGGCGCUCUCCCCAGUCAGGUCUUCGCGAGUGAGGGCAUGAUGUCCCUGCGGUUGUGAACCAGUUUUGUUGCCCGCGCCCACCGCCAGGUCCCUUCCCCAGGCCUCCCGGUAUCAGACGUCUCCCCGGGAGGCGCCGAGGACACAGCCAGCAUGAACUGGGCAUUUCUGCAGGGCCUCCUGAGCGGCGUCAACAAGUACUCCACGGCCCUGGGCCGCAUCUGGCUGUCCGUGGUGUUCAUCUUCCGUGUGCUGGUGUACGUGGUGGCGGCCGAGGACGUGUGGGACGACGAGCAGAAGGACUUUGACUGCAACACCCGCCAGCCGGGCUGCACCAACGUCUGCUACGACGAGUUCUUCCCCGUGUCCCACGUGCGCCUCUGGGCCCUGCAGCUCAUCCUGGUCACGUGCCCGUCGCUGCUGGUGGUCAUGCACGUGGCCUACCGGGAGGACCGCGAGCGCAAGCACCGCCUAAAGCACGGACCCAACGCCCCACCCCUGUACAGCAACCUGGGCAAGAAGCGGGGUGGGCUGUGGUGGACGUACCUGCUGAGCCUCAUCUUCAAGGCAGCCGUGGACUCUGCCUUCCUCUACAUCUUCCACCGCCUCUAUCAGGACUACGACAUGCCCCGCGUGGUGGCCUGCUCCGUGGAGCCUUGCCCCCACACCGUGAACUGCUACAUCUCCCGACCCACGGAAAAGAAGGUCUUCACUUACUUCAUGGUAGCCACUGCUGCCGUCUGUAUCCUGCUGAACCUCAGUGAGGUCGCCUACCUGGUGGGCAAGAGAUGCCUGGAGAUCUUCAGCCCCAAGCACCGUCAUUCUCGGCGCCGGGGUGACAUGUGCCCACCUUAUAUCCUGUCAUACAGAGAACACACCCAGAACGGGGACUCUGUCCCAAUGAAGGCCGUGCCAGCUGCAGUGGACACAGGAAUGUUUCCAUAACAUAUGAGAUCGGCAGCUAGGAUGGCCAGGCCUGUCCCUGCAUGGUCCCUGAAGCCACCCAGCGUUGUCAUGACAACUGCAGCAGGGCAGGCUGGGGUUGGGGUGGCCGUGGGGGCAGAGGAAGCUCUCCCAGGGCCAGUGCGGGCAGCGCGCACCUGGAUCAGAGAAGUCGCUGACUAUUGGAGAUUUUUGUACAUGGCAUAGGGAGCCUCCAAACCCUCAAUAAAUGAUGUUGUCGGGCCUGGUGCGGUGGCCUAGCAGCUAAAGUCCUCACCUUGAACGCACCAGGAUCCCAUAUGGGCACCGGUUCUAAUCCCGACGACCCUGCUUCCCAUC
This is a messenger RNA of Ochotona princeps (American pika), 1302 nucleotides long. It is a transcript of the gene GJB4, whose product is annotated as gap junction protein beta 4. NCBI's taxonomy places the organism in Eukaryota, Metazoa, Chordata, Mammalia, Lagomorpha, Ochotonidae. The record is from RefSeq and is a predicted model, not a curated record. Gene Ontology annotation, cellular component: connexin complex. The coding region runs from base 175 to 966 and encodes 263 amino acids. Gene Ontology annotation, biological process: cell communication. Gene Ontology annotation, molecular function: gap junction channel activity. The transcript has a single exon.